Molecule: messenger RNA, 951 nt
Organism: Triticum turgidum subsp. durum (durum wheat)
Lineage: Eukaryota; Viridiplantae; Streptophyta; Magnoliopsida; Poales; Poaceae
Source: the annotation of a GenBank genome assembly
AUGGCUCGCACGAAGGUGGCCCUCCGGUACAUCCUUGAUAAAAAGUCCCGAUGCCGUACUUUAAAGAAACGUCAUGAGGGCCUACAGAAAAAGGCGGACGAGUUGGCCAUCAUGUGCAAUGCGAAGGCCUGCGUGCUAGUGUAUGGCGAGGGCAAGUCGGUACCAGAGGUGUUCCCGUCCCACUCCGAGGCGGUGGCUAUCCUGACUCGGUACAAGAAUAUGCCGGAGGGAAAGUUUAAGAAGACGGUGAGUCAUGAAGGCUUUCUCAGCCAACAUUUUAACAAGCUCCAAGCCAAGGGCCACAAGUUCCAAGGAGUCUGCGAAGACAAUGAGACCAAAAUCCUCCUGCACAAGGCUAUGCUUGGAAGCAACCUCUCGAGCCUCGAUGGCCUUAACAUCGAGGAUCUCGCCAAUGUUGGUCGAAAGCUGGAGGUGAUCCUCCAGAGCAUGGGGGAAAGCAUCACAAAAAUUAGUGGUCAACCACCAGUCUCCGCACCACCGCCAGCUCCAUACGUCACCGACUACAUGCACAUGGAGUCUCUGUCGACUUAUCAGGCAACACCACCAGCUCCAUACAUGGACAUGGAGUCUUCGUCGACUUUUCAGGCACCACCACCGACUGACAACAUGGGCAUGGGGUCUUCGAUGAUGUAUCAGGUGCCAUCACCAGCUCCCUAUGUCACUGGUUGCAUGGACAUGGGGCCUCCGGCGAUGCUUAAGGCCCCGCCACAGCAACAAGAGGAUUCACUUGACAUGAUGAGGUAUGGAGGAGACCUCAACGCCCCGGUCCACAGCGCCUACAAUACUAGUGGUUGUAAUGACACCAGGAUAAGAACUGGCUUGCCUAGCGGUGAUGUUAACUCGAAGAAGUCGUUUGAAGUGGGGUUUGGUUGGCAGUUCGGUGGCGCUGAUCCUGAAGCGUCUUCUUCAAGUCUUUUCCCCCCAAUGUAA